GUCUCUCUCGAGCGUCUUGGCAGUUUCCCCGUCUGGGCCCCUCACACUUACACCAGAGGGCUGAGAGCAUGCCGUCUCCGUCUCCCGGGGCCGCCUCUCUCGGGGAGCCCCGCACUCGGCCGAGCGCUCGCCUCCCGCAGUGGGCACUGCAGCCACAUCCAGGAAGAGCCAGGAGAAGUGGCAACAUGUGUUAGCUGUUGACAAGUAAGAAAAGGCUUAGGAGGAGAAGCUGAAGCCAGAGAGGUUGCCGUGACAGCGGAUAUGAUCACCCCGACUCUUUCCAACAUUGGAGGGAGGACCUUGGAGGCCAGGACUCUUCAGGUGACUGAGGGCAGCCUGGACAGAGAGAAAGACCAGAGCAGCGCCAUCUUUUCUGGAUUUGCAGGAUUCCUUGCCAUCCUCCUGACCACUGUGAUUUUCUACAGCCUGUGGAACUGGAGUAAAUGGAAGAAGUACCGACAAGCUCCUUACUUUCGAGUUACCGUCAUGCCCUUACUGUCUCUGUCUCGACCCAGACAAGGAGCUAAAAAUAUUUAUGACUCCUUACCCCAGAGGCGAGAAGAGCUGGGGAGACGUCAGUCAAGAAGUAACCGUAUUUUUAGUACCGAGAGCCUCCUGUCCAGAAAUUCCGAUAGCCCUCCUUCUGAGCCUGUGCCCUCCCAAGCAGGCAGUGGCCUCUGGCUGUACGGAGACCAUGCUCCUGCCAACGGCUAUGCAGUAGGCAUCUAUGACAAUGCCACAUGGCUCCAGAUGUGUGGGGACCUCACUCCCUCGGCAAACUAUGUCAAUAUCAGAACAACCAGAGACUGCCGGAGCAUUUCUUCAGAGGAUUCAAGAGAUUACAUCAAUGUCCCCACAGCAGAGGAGAUUGCUAAGGCUCUAGCUUCUACCAACAGCACCCCUGAGAACCUCUUCGCCCUCCCAAGUGCCCAGGAGCGGGAGCUAGAGCUUAUUGAGGAAAAAGACAAGGGCUAUGGGAAUGGCAGUGACCAUGCCAGUUUUCGGUCUCCAAGAUCCAAGAGUGAUGAUCCACUCAGUGAUGAGGAAGGCUCAUCUGAGACCUCGAAUGACUAUGUCAACAUGGCAGGGUUGAAUCUUGAGACCCUCCAGGGGAAGCAGCCACGGAUGGCUUUCCAGUGCUAUAGAGAUUAUGAAAAUGUCCCAUCAGCACUUACCAAUAGAAACCAGCAGCAGGUGGAAGAAGAAGUGAUCUCCUCAAACCCAGACCACGUAGAAGGCAGGAUGGAGAGUCCAGAUACCCACAUCCAAUUUGUCAUGCAAUCAGGUAGGGUUCUGGCUCUAGGGGAACCUGUGACCUGCCAGCCAUCUGCACAGAUUGAGACUAGUCAGAUAGAACAUGGAGAAGAAAUGUCAAAUGACACUUCUAAUGACUAUGAGAAUGUGCUACCUGCCAAGUCAGGAGACAGGGACUCCAAGCACAGGCCACACACAUAGCUCCUUCCUGACAAAUUAGGACCCAGUCACCCAGCUGAAGAGUUCCGUGGAGUAGUCUAUCCUGCUGGAUCCAUAGCCACUAAAGGGGCUGGUGUAGACCACUGACCAUCCUUGUAUUUCAGGGUUCUUUCAGGUAGACUACAAAGAGGCUGAGAUACACAGAAGUUAAGGGACUCACAAAAGCCAACAUCUGGGAAAGCCAGAAAAGAAUUCUUCCCAAGCAGGGUGCUGGUAACUCUCAUACGAACCUAAGAAUGUUUGCUGAAACUGCCUUAUAGGAUGGUUACUAGAUUAAAAAUGAGAAUACUUUCAUCCACAGUAGAAACAUGAGGUGUCCAAAAUUGUUACCUUGGCAAAUACCAGCAAGACACAAAGCAAGAAUACGGAUUAGUUUGUAAUCCUGGCAGAGGCCAAAAAGAAGGAAGAAGUCAGAGUUGGGGUGGGGCAGCAGUUUCCCGUUGAAAAAGAGUGUGCACAACAAAAUGCUAGAGAACAUGUGGACACCAGAGGGUCAUUCAUUGCAACUGUUUGACAGUUUCUUUUAAACCUGCAAUUACUAUACAGCCAACCCAUUCCACUCCUGGGUGUUUACCCAAGAGAACUGAAAACUUGUGUUCAUACAGAAGCCCAUAUAUGACUAUUUAUAGCAGCUUUAUUCACAAUUGCCAAAACUAGAAAUAACCCAGAUGUCCUUCAACAGGUAAAUGGAAAAAUGAACUGUGGUAUAUCCAUGUAAUCCAUGUAAUAAAGUUAUCUAUACUCAGCAGGAAAAAGGAAUGAACUAUUGGUUUGUGCAACAACAUGGACAAAUUUUAAAUACAUUUUUCUGUGAAAGAAGCUAGACCUAAAAAUCUACACAUUGUGUGAUUCCACUCAUAUGAAAUUCUGGAAAAGACAAAACUAUAGGGAUGGAAAACAGAUCAGUGGUUGCCAGGUUUAGGGAAAGGGAAGUUCACUCCAGAGGAAUUUUUAGGUUGCUGGGGUUCUUCCGUAUCAUAUUGUGGUGAUGGAUACAGGACUCGGUGCACUUGUCAAAACACAAACUAUAUAGCACCACGAGUGGCUUUUACUGUAUGUAAAUUUUUUUAAUUAACCACGCUGUCAGGGGAAGCCAUGAUGGAAUGCAGAUUAAGACAAAUAAAGCUAACUAUAUUACAGAUGAAGGGGGUGGCAGGAAAAAGGAGCUGGUCUAAUUAACUUUAGGAAAUCAUGUUUUCACUUGAAACUGUAAGAUAGAGACACACAAAAAACUACACAAACACUGUACUCUAGUUGGUAAAUUCAUAUCUCAGAGGUAUAUAGGUUAGGAAUCUUGAAACUACUUUAAAAUGUAUACUAAGAUUCAACAAAUAAGUAAAUAUAGAUAAGAAGGGGUAGGCUUCUCACUAUUUGAAAGGCUACAGUGGGGGUGCCUGGGUGGCUCAGGGGGUUAAGCCUUUGCCUUUGG
Messenger RNA from Neogale vison (American mink), 2902 nucleotides. It is a transcript of the gene LAX1, whose product is annotated as lymphocyte transmembrane adaptor 1. The transcript has 6 exons. Gene Ontology annotation, cellular component: plasma membrane. Bases 262 to 1455 code for a protein of 397 amino acids. Gene Ontology annotation, biological process: negative regulation of T cell activation; immune response; antigen receptor-mediated signaling pathway. The record is from RefSeq and is a predicted model, not a curated record. Lineage: Eukaryota; Metazoa; Chordata; Mammalia; Carnivora; Mustelidae.